Alosa sapidissima (American shad) is the source of this 6662-nucleotide messenger RNA. It is a transcript of the gene rab11fip5b, whose product is annotated as rab11 family-interacting protein 1. Gene Ontology annotation, molecular function: small GTPase binding. The coding region runs from base 618 to 5270 and encodes 1550 amino acids. NCBI's taxonomy places the organism in Eukaryota, Metazoa, Chordata, Actinopteri, Clupeiformes, Clupeidae. Gene Ontology annotation, cellular component: mitochondrion; recycling endosome; early endosome. The transcript has 7 exons. The record is from RefSeq and is a predicted model, not a curated record. Gene Ontology annotation, biological process: regulated exocytosis.
ACUAAAUGGUGCGUCUGUGAUGAAGCACGUUCGUUCAACCAACGUUUAUUUUCUCGCAUCGUCGUUAACGACGGCAGCAUCAUCAUAUAGCCUACAUACAUGAAACAAACGUUGCGCAUGACGCUGUGAAAGUGAAGCCUGCUCUUUAGUUCGGCAGAUAUCUGGCACGCGGGCCGCAAUUGUUACAGUGGGCGGGCCGUCAUCACAAUGAGUUAUCAAAAUCUGUGAAGAGAUUGAGAGAGUAAACAGUUUGGGGGCCUGAAGUGGAAGCACGCGCGUGAGGAAGUUGUUUUUGUCCGCUGGAGGUAUUGUGGAUAGCAUCAAAGAUAAACGAAUGCGCAUUUUAAUAUCCAAUGACGGAUAUUACUCCGGAUUUUAUCGUAUGCGUUUGGGGAUUAUGCAGAGAUUUUGAGCUUGCCUGAACGAGCAAACACAGUAAGUGAGCUGGGCCGGACAGACGCAAGGGCGAGGGCACAUACACCAGCGAACCGAAUGCGCAAUUGUCAAGACCGUUAGACAAUUCCUGGAAAAAACAGCGGAGGGAGAGAAGGAAGGUUCCCCUCUGUUGUCGUCUCCUACUGCAGGCAUCCCGUUUAUGUCAUAGCAAACAUUUCAGGAUGCCUUUGAUAAGCCUGGACGACGACGACCAGAGAUGGGUUCCCACGCAUGUAAAUGUGACUGUCCUUCGGGCAAGGGGACUAAGAACGAAGGGCAAGCACGGCAGCCGCUAUGUGUACACCAUCAUUCAGCUGGGAAAAGAGAAAUACACCACCGGUUUGGUGGAGAAGGCAGCGGAACCGGAGUGGAAUGAAGAAUGUACUUUCGAACUUCUGCCCGGGUUAUUGGAGUUGGCUGGAACGAGCGCCUAUCCCCCGGGGAGCAGCAACUUGGUCCUCACAGUGAUGCAUCGAGUGCUAAUCGGACUUGACGUGUUCCUUGGUCAAACUAUUGUCCCUCUGGACAAGGUCUUUCAAGAUGGAAUGUGUCCGAGAAAUGAAUGGUUUAAGCUCCACUCGAAGGUCGGCAGGCCAGAGAAAGAGCGCGGGGACUUACAGGUGACAGUCCAGUUCACCCGUAACAACCUGACAGCCAGCAUGUACGACCUGUCCGUCAAGGACAAGCGCCGCUCAGCUUUCGGCAAGCUCAAGGACCGGGUCACGGGCAAGAAGCGUGACGUGGAGUCCUCCUCGGCCAUCGUGCCCGGCCGCUACGCCGCCCUCUCGGGGUCCGCUGGCCAGCCAUUCGGCGAGGGGCAGCAGGCGGAGGACGAGCAACCGGAGGAGCCCCCAGUGGAGGAGAGGGAGCGCAGGGGCAGCAAGGUCAAGGACUUCUUCGGGAAGCUGCGCAAGUCCUCGGACACGAGGUCCUGCUCGUCCUUGGCCUCGGACAGCAGCCUGGCGUCAUCGGUAGGAGAGCCGUUCUGCCCUCCAGUGGAGCUCUCCAGCACCCCCAUCUACAGCAGCAGAGUGGUGACCGACACCUUCCGCGGAGACACAGAGGCAGGAGGAAAAGCGUUCACGCCUCAUGACCCUAAGGUGAUGACCCACAAGCGUGCGUACAGCGACGAGGCCAGCAAAAUCACCACCACCCCUUCCACCUCCGCUGUCCCACGGCCCUGCCCCGCCGUGGAGACCCUCAAGGGCCAGAGCAUGGCGCUGUCCAAGUCCUCGCUGUGCAUCAACGGCAGCCACGUGUACGGCUCGGAGCCGGCCAGCCCCAAGGUCGCUCCGAACCCGGGCGGAGCGCUGCCGGCCAAACGGGCGCUGCUGGAGAAGUGCUCGCCGCUGUCGCGCUCGCUACAGAACCUCACGCGCCGCACCGACGACCCCCAAAGGGCUGCCCUGGCCGCAAGCGACGGCCGGCGCUGGUCCUUCGACAAAACCAAGAAGGAGGACGUGGAGCAGGCCACCGGCCAGGGCGCGACGCCUGCGGACGAGUGCUCUUCUCAGGCUGCCGCAGCGGCAGCAACAGGAGUCAGUGCGGCGGGGGCUUCGGCUGAAACGUCAGACAAAGGGAAGAAGCUGAGGAGGACUCUGUUCUCAAGUGGGAGGAGUGACUCGCUGCCGGCCAAGGCGGACCACGGCCUGGCCAGCGCGGCUCACGAAGGUCGACUCAGGGGCUGGUUUGGCUCCGGUGAGUCCCAAAACAAGCCAAGCCUGGAAGUCUUUCCUAAGGUAGAGAACAGCCCAGAUACCCCCUCACCCCUCCACCCACCUCUCCAUGAUCAGCCCCAGCCCCAGCACUCCCCUCCCACCCAUCCCACCCCCGUUCCCCCGUCCCCCGCCAAUGGCUGUCACGCUAACCCCUUCACCCCAUCGCCCCCCACCUCCAUCCCAAUCUCCCCGUCCAACCCCUUCCUCUCGCGCCUGCAGACCAACCCCUUUUUCGAGGAGCUCUUAGCCGAGGAGGCUCUGAAGUCUCCGCCGGUUGCCGGUGGCGGCUACACCGGCUCGCCUGCCUCCCAGUACGCGACCCACUUCCCUAGCCCUGCCCAUCGCAGUGGCACUCUGCGGGAGAGGACCAGCAUUAAGAGGGAGAGGCCCAGGAGCAUGGCCAGGCAGAGGUCUCUCCCGGUGCUGCUGCCCGGAAGCGCGGGGCCGCCGCCAACGGCGAGUAGCCUGCCCAACUCGGCCACCAACCGCUCGCUUUCGGAGAACAUCAGCACCGAAUGGGAUGAGUCGUUUGAUGCCUUUGCCGCGAGCCGGCUGAAGUCACCAAAUGGCACAACACCCUCUGCACGGAAUUCAACAACAAGAAGGCAGACCUCAAAUGCGUCGAUGUUGGGUGACCACGUCACUCACCCUCUCCUUGACAUCAGAGGCAGUGGUGGUCAAGAAGGACUCUCGCAGGCGACAGAUGUCCCCCCUCUGCCCCCUGGUCGACCCCUCGGAGUGCCGUCCAGAGAGAGAGGCUCAGAGAGUUGGCUGGAAAGGGCCGAAGAGCUGGCCUUGGAGAGGGAGGCCAGUUUCAUGCUUCAAACAGAACUGGCCUCUCGUCAACACGCACGACAACGAAGACACAAGAGAAAGACCAAAAGUUGGGCUCUUGGCGACGCACUCCCUGCAGAAAGUUCACUCUUGGAUUUGUAUGCCGAUCCAGCACACCACCAUUUGAAUAUGUGUCUCACGUCAGCAAUAACAGAGGUCGCGGAGUCCAGUGACAUGAACAACAGAAUACUAACAAGCGACGAGCAUGGCUGGAAGGUGGACUUAUCGGAGAGGGUCAGCCCAGAUGCGCAAGAAAGACGCAAUAUGGAGAGAAAGAACAACGCGCUUAAUUCUUCUCAUUUUGACAUUAGCAAAGACGUCCUGAACAUGGCCCUGGGCUUUGCAACAGAAAAUAUUUUAGACAAGAACCCUCUUUAUGAUGAUGAUAACCCUCUAACAUCUCCAGCCUUCAUCAACAGUGACAACAAUGAUAGUGAAAAAUCACAAGAGAAAUUUACCCAUACAGACAUGGAGCCUUUAGGUAAGAGUCUUUGUGAACUUAGCCUGAGGCCUGACUGCACAGCCGACCACUCAGACAAGCCCAAGGUGACCAAUGGUGUAAGCUCUUUUGUGGGUUCACCCCCAGAUCCAAACAAAAACAUAGACAGUUCCGACUUUGCAUUUGUGGACUCGGACAGUUCUCCAUCUGAGAUGACUAUUAACACUUUCGAGAUUUACGAUCAGAACGCCAACAAGAUGUUGACCACUUAUCAGAUGUUCUCUGCUGUCCAUUCAUCAGGGAACCCCGCGUCUGCCCAAGAGUCUACAGCAAUGAACUCUGACUUCAAACAAUCUGAAUUGGAGAUGCUUUCCAGUACAAUGGCGUCUUUUUCAGUGUGUGAAACAAAGCAAGAGUCUGAACACUUUGUCCUCAAAGCUGACUCAUUGGGUAAUGAGCAGAGGGAUCGUUCACCUCAUUAUCAAUCCUCCUGUGAGGAGAAAGGAGGUUGCGAGACCCACGGGAAUGCUUCAUUUAAAGAGGAAAUUAGACUCGACUUUGGAGACGAGAGACACACAUCCUUUAACUGUGAACAGCCACAGUACCCUUUGAAUCCCAAAAAACAGGCAGUUGGAAAUGCCAUUGGUGCAGAGAUGAGAGGGGAAGAGUUGACGUCCACCCCAACAAACUGUAUCAAGGACUUAUCCCUGCUGGGUUUUCCAACCAGGGACAAUGAUUCAUUCACAGAUUUUCUAUGCAACAAAGGUGGCUGUGUUGCUGGUGAGCUCUCUCCUCGAGAACUGCAACAGGAAAGUAACAAUCAAAGACCAACUCAACACUCGGACCAACAAAGCGCACUGUUUGACUGGUCAGUCACAUAUAACACUAGGUCAGAGGUAGACCCCACAGGUGUGGUGGCUGACGCCCUCGAUGGAGGUAGCCAUACUGAUGGAGAACCCCAACCUGGAGAUUUGGAGAAUAGUGAGGGCAUCCACCACACUCAUGAAUCAGAGUUGUCCGACUUGGAGAACUCCCAGGAGAUGAGUUUUGCGGACUUGCACGCCAGGGUGGCCCCGAGCCCCUCACGCUCCCUCCGGCCCACAGGGUCCCCUCCGCAUGACGCCGCUUCCCCCUCCUCCCAUCCCACUCCAGUCUCUAACGCCACUAACGCCAAACCCAACCCUGACUCCCACCCUGACCCCAACGCACCUCCCCAAAAUGGCCAACCCAAAACCGGAGGCGCCCACAAUCUGGCCCCCCUCACCUCCUGCUCCUUCUGCUCCUCCUCCUACUCCUCCUCCACCUCCACAACCGCUACCGUUUCCUCCUGUUCCUCCUGCACUGUCCAGCCCAUGGUUGACGCACGGCACAAUGUUACACCAGGGGAGACACAGCCAGCUAGCGGCCUCCUGCCCCAUCCGGAGAGCAGUCCCCACCCGGUGAAGCCCCUGACCACAUCGGCGGCGGCGGCCGGAGACAGGAAGUCGGAGGGACGCUCGGUGCUGGAGAAGCUCAAGUCCACCAUCCACCCGGGCCGCGCUGCCCAACCCACUGCAGCAGAGGUGGCGGAGAGAGAGGCCCGGCUGUCGGAGGCGCGGGCCCAGUACCAGAACCUGACCAACAUGGAGCUGAUCUCGCUGCUGCUGCAGCAGGAGGUGGAGGUGGAGCGGCAGCGGGAGGAGGCAGAGCUGCAGGGGGCGCUGUUGGAGAAGCGUGACGCCGAGCUGAAGAAGAUGAAGGUGCAGGUGCGCGACCUGGAGGACUACAUCGACAAGCUCCUUGUGCGCAUCAUGGAGCAGACCCCCACACUGCUGCAGAAAACACCAGUAAAGCCAAAUUCUUAGAAAACGUCAAUGGCACCAGAAUAACCCCCAGUGUAAACACUAAUCUGAUGUACUAGCCCUCUCCAUAUCAAAUUAGGGGUAACAGACAAGCACUGUUGUCGGGCCUGACAACAUAAACAGCUUUUGAAUAAAAACAGGUGUUCCUUUGUUGUAAUAUUAUGUUGGAAUAGCUUUAAAAAUGAAAGUUCCUGUUGUAUUUCUGUGUUAAAAGACUCAGGUUGGAUAUUAUGGUGUUCUCUUGGCACUAAGAAGGAGAGACUUUGCCAGUAGGUUUCAUAACUGGUUUGUAUUAUAGUUAGUCUUCAGCUUUGAAUUCAUGGAAUAUAAGCUUUUAAAUGUUACCAAACUGCCAAUAGUUUGUGCAGCUAGGAGCAUUCUUUAAUCAGAAAAAAAUGAAAAACAUUUAAUGAAUAUCACGAGUAGCUACUGCUUUGGCAAUCAAUUGUCUUCCCAUGACAACCCAGUAAUAUCCAAUGCACGCUCAUUGCUUUGAAACGUAUGCAAAAAAAAAAUAAUAGGGAAUGUCUUGAAAAUCAUAUAUGCAAUAUUGCAACAUACUUGGCUGUACUUGUUGUCCUCACAGCUUUUGGUGUUGCAUCAGAACCUACACUUUCUAUGCAUUCCCUAGAAUAAAGCUAGGAAAUGCAUUGGAUUCUGUAGUAUAAAAAAAAACAAAGAUAAAUGCACAUACACAUGUCCUCCAUGAACUUCACAUGCAAUAAGAGUAAAAGCUGCUAACUGUAAUGUAUGUCACCUUAAUGUACAGCAUCUGUAUCCUUAAGUAUAUGCUUCAAUGUAAUGCAGAUACAUGCGUCAUAGUGUUACAAAUAAUUCUCAUGCCUUUAUAAUGGCUUCAGUUAUGUUGUUUUUAGGUUGGAUAAAAGUCUGGAUAUUUUACAUUUUAAAGUUUAAGGGUGGUUUCUCAGAGACUAAUUUCUCAGAUGGUGUUGGAUGACAAUGACUCACAACCACUACUUUCUAGCUAUACAUUUCAGGUAGAGGAAUGUAAUACAAACACAAAUACUGGGGAAUCUUAUUUUCCCAGUGUAAAUGUCCAACAAUGUUUGAACAAGGACGAAUGUUUGUGCUGUUGAAGAAAGCUUUACUAAUAUUAUGUUUUCACAGUACUUAGUCUGUCUGUCAUCCACAAUGUGAUGGCAACUUCAAUGCCAUCAGUAGCCUGUUUGUCUAAUUCAAACAAAAAGCAAACUUUACACUGCACUGUGAUCUCCCUGUCAACUUGCUACUUGAGCAGAUAACCCAUUUUGUUACAUGGCUUUGUAGAUUAAGGAAGUCAUUAAUUUGUGUAUUUUUAUUGUUACUUUAUUUAUUUGUUGAUGCUGUGUUACAAAUGAAAUUUAAAAAUAAAGGCAUAUGUUUGAGUUUUGAGGA